Messenger RNA from Ananas comosus (pineapple), 1670 nucleotides. Its product is annotated as transcription factor bHLH62-like. Gene Ontology annotation, cellular component: nucleus. NCBI's taxonomy places the organism in Eukaryota, Viridiplantae, Streptophyta, Magnoliopsida, Poales, Bromeliaceae. The record is from RefSeq and is a predicted model, not a curated record. Gene Ontology annotation, molecular function: DNA-binding transcription factor activity; protein dimerization activity. Gene Ontology annotation, biological process: regulation of DNA-templated transcription. Bases 275 to 1306 code for a protein of 343 amino acids. The transcript is spliced from 6 exons.
ACUAUGUAUGUAUGGAAUCGAUCAUAUAUUUUUACAAAAAGCAUGUUUUGAAUACGCGACUUUACCGGAUAUUAGGUAUUUUCAAGAGCCACGGGACUAUGGAAUAAAAGAAGAUUCGGAAACUAAAGUGUUCCAAUGAAAAAGAAUAUAAAGAUCAAAGUCAAAUUAUUAUAAAAAUAGAGGGGCUAUUUGCGCAUUUGUUCCUCCCCUCGUAGAACUAGAAUCUACACAAUAUAGGCACAGCUCACGCCUACAAUUCCUUACUAGUUACAAUAUGAGACAGCCCACAUUCAAAUCAAGGAAUGCUCACACCCCCCUCUUAUCCCCUCCGUAUCCAUCUUGCACUAUUCUUAAAGAAUCAUCCUUCAAAUUAAGAUCUCUCCCCAUCCCCACAUUCAUGGGAGAUCAUCACUUUGUGGACAAUCUCAACAGUACCACCACUCUUAAGCCCUCUCCCCACUUCAUGGAAAUGGAUCCGUCGUGCAUGGGUUUGGUGAUCACCGAUCACCUCGCGGAGCUCCACGGCAACGGCGCCGGCGCAGCAUCGAUGGCUUUCUGCGACGAGAGUUACGCUUACUUCCCUCACCAUCACGAUCAGUUUCCGCUGCAGCUGCAGCAGCAGCAGCAGCCGCCUUUCGCCGAUCAAAACUCGUCACCGGGCCUGCUGCCGAUGCUCGGAGACCUCGCCCCGAUAACCCUGCCGCCGCCGCCGCCUGCUGCUGCUGCUUUUGUCGGAGUCAGGAAAAGAAAGGCGGCGGCGGCGGCGGAUGCUGCGGCGGAGACAAGCUCUGCGAAUUCUUCGUCGCAGCCUAUGGAGAAUAGCUUAAGAGAUCAUCAAUACAGGGCUAUAAAGAAGAUCUGCUCAGAUAGUACUGCUGCUGGGAAGAGAGGGAGAGGCAAUUCAAAAUCAAAAAAGGAGGUGGAGAAGCCGAAGGAGGUGGUUCAUGUGAGGGCAAGGAGAGGCCAUGCCACUGACAGCCACAGUCUAGCUGAAAGGGUGAGAAGGGAGAAAAUUAAUGAAAGAAUGAGAUGCUUACAAGAACUAGUUCCUGGUUGUUACAAGGCAAUGGGCAUGGCGGGAAUGCUCGACGAGAUUAUAAACUACGUGCAAUCGCUACAAAACCAAGUUGAGUUUCUUUCGAUGAAGCUUUCGGCGGCGAGCUCAUUCUAUGACUUCAAUGUGGAUAUUGAACCCAUGACAACACUACAGAUGAUGAGUAUUAAUGCAAAUGAGGCUCAAGUAAUGGAGAAGGUGAGGGAGUUAGGAGGAUAUGGUGGUGGUGGAUGCCCUAGCUUUUUUGAGUAGUACUCUAGUAUAGGCCCUUUUUUUUUCUUUUUUUUUUUUUCUGGUGGAUUUUGGCUUUUUGGCGUUGGCUUUGGGCUCAAUGUUUUGCUUCUGUGGUCGAACACAUUUCCAUGCACAUCACACGUGCAUUUAUCAAAGCCAUGUACUCACCCAAGCACAUGUGUGGGUCUACACAAUUAUAUAUAUGAACAAAUGUAUCUUUGCUCUCUUAUCUCUCUUUUUAUCUGGUUUAAAGGCUAAAUAAUUAGAGAGAGAGAGAGAGAGAGAGAGAGAGAGAGAGAGAGAGAGAAAGAGAGAGUUUGUGUGUGUGUGUGUGUGUGUGUGUGUGUGUGUGUUAAUUAAGUUUUGAGAUUAAUUUCUAGCA